This is a messenger RNA of Hordeum vulgare subsp. vulgare (domesticated barley), 1359 nucleotides long. RefSeq lists its product as uncharacterized. Gene Ontology annotation, biological process: sugar mediated signaling pathway. The record is from RefSeq and is a predicted model, not a curated record. The transcript has 9 exons. The coding region runs from base 1 to 1359 and encodes 452 amino acids. Gene Ontology annotation, molecular function: ubiquitin-protein transferase activity. NCBI's taxonomy places the organism in Eukaryota, Viridiplantae, Streptophyta, Magnoliopsida, Poales, Poaceae.
AUGGAGAUUAACCAGCCAGCUCAAGAAUAUAUGCGCAAUGCCCACACUCUGUCCGCACUCCAGUUCACUUCCCAUUACCCAUUCACCUCCCUCACUCUCUCCGCCAAAUCCCUAGCAGCAGAGUCCACCGCCGACGGGAGAGCCCACCACCGACAGGAGAGCCCACCGCCGACGGGAGGGAGCGGGAUUGGGGGUGCGCAACAAGUGCAUCGGCGUGGGAGACCCCGCUCCGCGCUCGACCGGGGGGUGGGGGAGCAAGGAAGGUUGCUCUGCACGCGGGGGCUGUGGGCCGACGGAGAUCCAAGUCGUCUCUGCCGCAUCCACGGAAACCACAGGGAUCUUGGAUGGCAACAGAGAUAUACUCGUUUCUAUGGGAGGAUAGUUGUCCUUGUACUUCUGCUCUACCCCUUUCUGUGGGUUUGGACUGUGAUAGGAACAUUGUGGUUUAACAAUGCAAGGAGCUAUUUGCCAGAGGAAGGACAAAAAUGGGGCUUCCUGAUAUGGCUGCUUUUCAGUUACUGUGGACUCGCUUGUAUUGCAUGCGUGGCUGUUGGAAAGUGGCUAAACCGAAGGCAUGCUCUCCAACUGAGGGCACAACAUGGGAUUCCUGUCUGUGAAUACGGGGUUUUGGUUUACAUGAUUCGUGUGCUUGAUUGGGCUUUCGAAGCGGUCAGCUUGGAACUGAGAGGAAUGGGCCAAGACACUGCAUAUCAUCCUGCCCUUUACCUCACAACAACCCAGAGGGAAGCGGUGGAGGCUCUGAUCCAGGAGCUCCCCAAGUUCAUGCUGAAAGCGGUGCCGACGGACUGCAGCGAGUGCCCGAUCUGCCUAGAAGAGUUCAAGGUGGGGAACGAGGUGCGUGGCCUCCCGUGCGCGCAGAACUUCCACGUGGAGUGCAUCGACCAGUGGCUGCGGCUGAACGUCAAGUGCCCGCGGUGCCGCUGCUCAGUGUUCCCCAACCUGGACCUGAGCGCGCUCAACGGCAUCCGCUCCAGCAGCGAGAUGCUACAGCAGGAACGCCCCUCGGGAGCAUCAGCUCUUACAACUGGAAGCAUCAGAAGUACAAAUGGAGAUGCUACGGCUCUUACAACUGGAAGCAUCAGAAGUACAGAUGGAGAGAAGAACCGUUUGGCAAAGGCUUCGCUUGCUUAUAACUGUGAGAGGGGAUCCUAUAUCUCAUUCAGUAAGCCCUGUGUCCCAAAUGCAACGAGCUCAUUUUCUGUUAAAUCGUUCAGUAAGAUAUGCAGCCGCCGGAGCACGAGGAGGAAGGCGUCCGUGGCGUCCGGCGCCGGAGCAGCACCCGAUACUUCUUCGCCUCCCUCAACUCCGUGCUCCUCGGAUACGAAGCUGACUGGCUAA